CAGCUGAAGUCACUCCCUCUAAUGUUCACAGGAAGUGAAAUGUGGAAACGCAACUCAAGACCAAAGAAAGACUGAACAUCUGGACUGUUUGGCUCAUUUGGAGCUGCUGCUGCUGCUAAAACAGGUUUGUUCCAGUCCAGGAUCGUGGAUCGUGGAUCAUGGCUGUUCUCGGGACUGUUUUCCCUGUGGUCCUGUGUCUCCUGAUGACUCACCACACAUUCGCCAAGAAUGACGCUCCAUGCCAAGUUUCCAAGUGGAACAACGGCUUCAACACGUUCAAGUCCCGCCACAUCCGCGCAGGAACCCCGUCCACUACCGAUCAGAAUGAAUGGGAGAAGUACAUCAGGACCCACGGGGGCUGUGACAGACCCACGCAGUCCUUCCUCCAUCCGAGCGACCUGGACAAGGUGAAGGCCGUGUGUUCUAACAGAGGAGGGAAGAUCUACAAGGAGAACCUGUGCAUCAGUGACCAGCCUUUCUCCUUCGUCACCGUGAGGAGCGAACCCGGGACCUGUGGGAUCAGAAGCAUCCGACAGGAAACCAAACACCUGAUCCUGGCCUGUGAGGUCCUGGACAACCAGUGCCUCCCGGUCCACUUUGAGGGAAACCCAGGAGAUGACAAACCUAGUAACAAUGCCAGAGGAUGCCAGGAUCCACGGAGGAGUGACGCUUCAAGCCUCAAGACCACGCUUCUCUGGUUGUUGUGUGUCCCUCUGGUUUUUAUUAUUUAUUGGCACUGACUUGACUAGAUUAGAAACAAUCAGACAUUUUAUUUGUAAUAUUUUGACUGACUUUGAACAAAGCCAUUGAAAAACAGUAUUUUUUUUUAUUAUGAUUGACUGAGCAUGUUUGAGGAAAUUUUAAUCUUACAAAUAUUUUUGUUAAAGAAGUUUGAACUUUUAUACUUGUUCAUACAAAUUAAAAAUUGCAAUUUGGCUCCGAAGACAGAGAUGUAACUCUGAACUAAAAUGAUGUUCUCUCCUGUGU
Molecule: messenger RNA, 987 nt
Organism: Sphaeramia orbicularis (orbiculate cardinalfish)
Lineage: Eukaryota; Metazoa; Chordata; Actinopteri; Kurtiformes; Apogonidae
Product: angiogenin-like
Exons: 2
Coding region: 159-740 (193 amino acids)
Source: RefSeq, a predicted model, not a curated record